This is a messenger RNA of Aethina tumida (small hive beetle), 768 nucleotides long. Its product is annotated as general transcription factor IIF subunit 2-like. Gene Ontology annotation, biological process: transcription initiation at RNA polymerase II promoter; transcription by RNA polymerase II. Gene Ontology annotation, cellular component: transcription factor TFIIF complex. The record is from RefSeq and is a predicted model, not a curated record. The transcript has a single exon. Bases 1 to 768 code for a protein of 255 amino acids. NCBI's taxonomy places the organism in Eukaryota, Metazoa, Arthropoda, Insecta, Coleoptera, Nitidulidae.
AUGCCUAAAGACGUACACAAGAAUUGUGCUUUGGACUUGUUCAAUGCAAAACGGGGUGUUUGGCUGGUUAAAGUGCCAAAAUACGUGGCCAACAGAUGGGAGAAAGCACCAGGCAACAUUGAAGUGGGAAAACUCAGAAUCAGGAAGCCUCCAGGUCAGAAGGCACAAGUCUCCUUGACUUUGGCCGAUGAAAUAUUGAACAUGACCGAAGCUGGAGAAGAGAACAUCCCACAGGAUCACGUUUUAAACGUGUCCACAGUCACACAACAAACUUUAGGGGUGUUCUCUCAUUCCACUGAGGGCUCAGAUGGUCAACAACCGGAAGCUGAGAAGCUGUACAUGGAAGGUAAAAUUGUACAGAGACUUGAGUGCCGACCUCAUUACGAUAACACUUACAUGUCACUGAAGAAGCAAAGCAUUAAAACAGCUUCGAUACCCAACAGGAAAGUGGUGCAGCUGGACCGAGCUGUGAACACAUACAAACCUGUGUCUGACCACAAGAACAACAUCAAAUAUAUGGAGAGGAAGAAAGCAGAGGGCAAAAGGGCGCGUGACGAUAAAGAUGCCGUUAUGGAAAGGUUGUUUGCUGCCUUUGAGAAGCAUCAGUAUUACAACAUUAAGGAUCUGGUCAAGCUUACCAAUCAACCGGUGACGUAUUUGAAGCAGAUUCUUAAGGAGGCGUGCAGCUACAACAUGACGGCUCCGCAUAAGAACAUGUGGGAACUCAAGCCUGAAUUUAGGCAUUAUAAGAAAGAAGAGGAUCAAUAA